AUGUGGGUGGCCAAGUGGCUGACUGGGCUGCUCUGCCAUCUCUCGCUCUUCAUCACCAGGUCUUGGGAAGUUCACUUCCACCCCAGGCAAGAAGCCCUCGUGAGGACCCUGACCUCCUACGAAGUAGUGAUCCCCGAGCGGGUCAAUGAGUUUGGAGAAGUGUUCCCUCAGAGCCACCACUUCAGCCGGCAGAAACGCAGCUCCAAGGCGCUGGAACCCAUGCCAUUCAGAACCCACUAUCGCGUCACUGCCUAUGGACAGCUCUUCCAGCUGAACCUGACCGCCGAUGCAUCCUUUCUUGCCUCCGGCUACACCGAAGUGCACUUGGGAGCCCCGGAACGCGGGGCCUGGGAGAGCGACGCAGGGCCCUCAGACCUGCGCCACUGCUUCUACCGCGGCCAGGUUAACUCGCAGGAGGAUUACAAGGCCGUCGUAAGCUUAUGUGGAGGCCUGACGGGAACAUUUAAAGGACAUGAUGGUGAAUAUUUCUUAGAACCUAUAAUGAAGGCAGAUGGGAAUGAGUAUGAAGAUGGUCACAACAAGCCACAUCUUAUAUACAGACAAGAAUUAAAUAACUCUUUUCUGCAGACUCUGAAGUAUUGCAAUGUGUCAGAAAGUCAAAUAAAGGAAACCAGUUUACCCUUUCAUUACUACAGAAACAUGAAUGAAGAUCUUAAUGUAAUGAAAGAAAGAGUUUUAGGACACCCAUCAAAAAAUGUACCAUUGAAAGAUGAAAGAAGUCAGUUACAUUCCAGGAAAAAACGUCUUAUAUCAUAUCCAAGAUACGUUGAAAUUAUGGUUACAGCUGAUGCUAAAGUGGUUUCUGCUCAUGGAUCGAAUUUGCAAAACUAUAUACUGACUCUAAUGUCAAUUGUUGCAACAAUCUACAAAGAUCCAAGUAUUGGAAGUUUUAUACACAUAGUAGUGGUAAAAUUAGUUAUGAUUCACCAUGAGGAGGAAGGGCCAGUCAUUAAUUUUGAUGGUGCUGCCACAUUAAAUAACUUUUGUUCAUGGCAACAAACUCAGAAUGACGUUGAUGAUGUUCACCCUUCCCACCAUGACGCUGCUAUUCUUAUCACUAGGGAAGACAUUUGUUCAUCUAAAGAGAAAUGUAACAUAUUAGGUUUAUCAUACUUAGGUACCAUAUGUGAUCCUUUACAAAGCUGCUUUAUUAAUGAAGAAAAAGGACUCAUUUCUGCUUUUACUAUAGCCCAUGAACUUGGGCACACACUUGGUGUUGAACAUGAUGAUAGUCCUAGAUGUAGAGAAAUGAAUGUUAUGCAAUAUCAUGUAAUGGCCCCUGUUUUAAGUUUUCACAUGAGUCCUUGGAGCUGGUCAAACUGUAGUCGGAAAUACAUUACUGAAUUCCUAGAUACUGGCUACGGGGAAUGUCUUCUUGACAAACCAGAUGAAGAAAUAUAUAAUCUGCCUUCAGAACUUCCUGGAUCACGAUAUGAUGGAAACAAGCAGUGUGAGCUUGCGUUUGGUCCUGGGUCACAAAUGUGUCCCCAUAUAAAUAUAUGCAUGCAUCUGUGGUGCACAAGUGCAGAAAAGCUUCACAAAGGCUGUUUCACUCAACACGUGCCACCAGCAGAUGGAACAGACUGUGGUCCUGGAAUGCAUUGCCGUCGUGGGCUAUGUGUAAACAAAGAAAUGGAAACACGUCCUGUAAAUGGUGGAUGGGGACCAUGGGAACCUUACAGUUCUUGUUCAAGAACAUGUGGAGGUGGAAUCGAAAGCUCAACCAGGCACUGUAAUCGUCCUGAGCCAAGAAACGGAGGAAAUUACUGUGUGGGCCGCAGGAUGAAAUUUCGAUCAUGUAAUACUGAUUCAUGUCCAAAAGGCACACAAGACUUUCGAGAGAAGCAAUGCUCUGAUUUUAAUGGCAAACAUUUGGACAUCAAUGGCAUUCCCUCUAAUGUGAGGUGGCUUCCAAGAUACAGUGGCAUUGGCACAAAAGAUCGUUGUAAACUCUAUUGUCAGGUUGCUGGAACCAAUGAUUUCUACCUAUUGAAGUAUAUGGUUGAAGAUGGUACUCCUUGUGGAAAUGAAACUCAUGACAUCUGUGUUCAAGGCCGGUGUAUGGCAGCUGGUUGUGAUCACGUGUUAAACUCCAGUGCCAAGAUAGACAAAUGUGGAGUGUGUGGUGGGGACAACUCUUCAUGCAAGACAAUAACAGGUGUCUUCAACAGUUCUCAUUAUGGUUAUAAUGUUGUUGUAAAGAUUCCCGCAGGAGCAACAAACAUUGACAUUCGUCAGUACAGCUAUUCUGGACAACCAGAUGACAGUUACCUUGCAUUAUCUGACGCUGAAGGGAAUUUUCUUUUCAAUGGAAAUUUUGUUCUAAGUAGAUCAAAGAAAGAAGUCAAUGUGCAAGGAACAAGAACUAUUAUUGAAUACAGUGGAUCAAACAACUCAGUUGAAAGAAUUAAUAGUACUAAUCGACAAGAGAAAGAACUUAUUUUGCAGGUGUUAUGUGUGGGUAAUUUAUACAACCCUGAUGUACGUUAUUCCUUCAAUAUCCCUUUGGAAGAGAGGAGCGACCUGUUCACAUGGGACCCCUAUGGACCAUGGGAAGGCUGUACCAAAAUGUGUCAAGGUCUUCAGCGAAGAAAAAUAACUUGCAUACAUAAGAGUGAUCAUAGUGUUGUGUCUGAUCAAAAAUGUGACCAAUUGCCACUUCCAUCAUUUGUUACUCAAAGUUGCAAUACAGACUGUGAACUAAGGUGGCAUAUUAUUGGCAAAAGUGAAUGUUCAACCCAAUGUGGUCAAGGAUAUAGAACCUUGGACAUCCAUUGCAUGAAGUAUUCCAUUCAUAAAGGACAGACUGUUCAAGUGGAUGACCACUACUGUGGUGACCAACUUAAACCUCCUACCCGAGAACUAUGCCGUGGUAACUGUGUCUUCACAAGAUGGCAUUUUUCAGAAUGGUCUCAGUGUUCCAGGAGUUGUGGAGGAGGGGAAAGGUCUCGAGAAUCUUAUUGUAUGAAUAACUUUGGCCAUCGUCUUGCUGACAAUAAAUGCCAAGAACUGUCCCGAGUGACAAGAGAGAAUUGCAAUGAAUUUUCCUGUCCCAGUUGGGCUGCCAGUGAAUGGAGUGAGUGCCUUGUUACAUGUGGUAAAGGAAUAAAGCAGCGGCAGGUAUGGUGUCAGCUGAAUGAAGAUCACUUGAGUGAUGGCUUCUGUAACUCAAGUACCAAACCUGAAUCUCUGAGUCCAUGUGAACUUCAUACAUGUGCUUCCUGGCAAGUAGGACCAUGGGGACCUUGCACAACGACAUGUGGACAUGGGUAUCAGAUGCGAGAUGUUAAAUGUGUCAAUGAGCUGGUUAGUGCAGUGUUAGAAGACACAGAAUGCCAUGAAGCUAGUCGCCCCAGCGACAGACAGAACUGUGUACUUACACCUUGCCCAUUUAUUUCUAAACUUAAGACCACUUCAUUACCAACUGCUCUCAUAGAAAAGAUGGCACAAUGGCGACAUGGUUCUUGGACCCCAUGCUCCGUAUCUUGUGGAAGAGGUACUCAAGCCCGCUAUGUAAGCUGUCGUGAUGCUCUUGAUAGAAUAGCAGAUGAAUCAUAUUGUGCCCACUUGCCCCAACCUGCUGAAAUAUGGGACUGUUUUACCCCUUGUGGAGAGUGGCAAGCAGGGGAUUGGUCACCCUGUUCAGCUUCCUGUGGCCAUGGAAAAACAACACGACAAGUUUUAUGCAUGAACUACCAUCAGCCAAUUGAUGAGAAUUACUGUGAUCCUGAAGUUCGCCCUUUGAUGGAACAGGAAUGUAGCCUAGCAGCCUGCCCGCCUGCACACAGCCACUUUCCUAGUUCUGCUGUGCAACCAAGCUAUUAUCUAAGCACGAAUUUGCCAUUAACUCACAAACUUGAAGAUAAUGAAAAUCAGGUGGUCCAUCCAUCAGUCAGAGGAAACCAGUGGAGAACUGGACCAUGGGGAUCAUGCUCUAGCAGUUGUUCUGGAGGACUUCAGCGUAGGGCUGUGGUCUGCCAGGAUGAAAAUGGACAAAGUGCUAGUUACUGCGAUGCAGCCUCCAAGCCUCCAGAGUUACAGCACUGUGGUCCAGGGCCUUGUCCACAGUGGAAUUACGGAAAUUGGGGAGAAUGUUCACAAACAUGUGGAGGAGGAAUAAAAUCAAGACUUGUAAUAUGUCAAUUUCCCAAUGGCCAAAUAUUAGAAGAUCACAACUGUGAAAUCGUAAACAAGCCACCUAGUGUAAUACAGUGUCAUAUGCAUGCUUGCCCUGCUGAUGUGUCAUGGCAUCAGGAACCAUGGACAUCGUGCUCAGCUUCUUGUGGUAAAGGUAGAAAGUACCGUGAAGUGUUUUGCAUUGACCAAUUCCAAAGGAAAUUAGAAGACACAAAUUGCAGUCAAGUACAGAAACCUCCAACUCACAAAGCCUGUAGAUCUGUCAGAUGCCCUUCAUGGAAAGCCAAUAGCUGGAAUGAGUGCUCUGUGACCUGCGGCUCUGGAGUUCAGCAGAGGGAUAUAUACUGCAGACUGAAAGGUGUUGGUCCGGUGGUUGAAGAAAUGUGUGAUCAGUCCACCCGACCUUGUUCUCAGAGGCGAUGUUGGAGUCAGGACUGUGUGCAGCACAAGGGGAUGGAAAGAGAGAGGCUGAAUUGUUCAACAUCAUGUAAGAGAAAAGAUUCACAUCAACGAACGGAGUGCACAGAUAAUCAAAUUGGACAAGUGAAUGAAAUAGUCUAUAAUUCUUCAACCAUAUUUCUUACAUCCAAGAAUUGCAGGAACCCUCCUUGCAAUUACAUUGUGGUAACAGCAGACUCAUCACAGUGUGCAAACAACUGUGGAUUUAGUUACAGACAAAGGAUUACAUAUUGCACCGGGAUCCCAUCUACUAAGAAACAUAAGCUCCAUCGACUUCGGCCUAUAGUCUAUCAGGAAUGCCCUGUGGUGCCUUCCUCUCAGGUUUACAAAUGCAUUAACAGCUGUUUGCAUUUGGCCACUUGGAAAGUUGGAAAAUGGAGUAAGUGCUCAGUGACUUGUGGAAUUGGGAUAAUGAAGAGACAAGUGAAAUGCGUUACCAAACAUGGUUUGUCCAGUGACUUAUGUUUAAACCAUUUAAAACCAGGUGCUCAAAAGAAAUGUUAUGCCAAUGACUGUAAAUCAUUUACCACCUGCAAAGAAAUUCAAGUGAAAAACCACAUUAGAAAGGAUGGUGACUAUUACCUUAACAUUAAGGGAAGAAUAAUAAAGAUUCAUUGUGCAGACAUGCACUUGGAGAACCCUAAGGAAUAUUUAACACUGGUCCAAGGUGAAGAAAACUUUUCUGAAGUGUAUGGCUUUAGACUAAAAAAUCCAUAUCAAUGUCCUUUUAAUGGGAGUAGGAGGGAAGACUGUGAAUGUGACAGUGGACACCUAGCUGCUGGAUACACUGUUUUCAGCAAAAUAAGAAUUGAUCUCACUUCCAUGCAAAUUAAAACUACAGACCUUUGUUUUUCCAAAACAAUAUUUGGAAAUGCAGUUCCAUUUGCCACAGCUGGAGAUUGCUACAGUGCUGUCAGAUGCCCACAGGGACAGUUUAGCAUUAAUUUAGCAGGAACUGGGAUGAAGAUAUCCAGCACAGCUAAGUGGCUUGCUCAGGGGAGUUAUACCUCUGUCAGCAUACGAAGAUCAGAGGAUGGAACCAGAUUUUUCGGCAAAUGUGGAGGGUACUGUGGAAAGUGUCUUCCUCACAUGACUACUGGUCUCCCAAUUCAAGUCAUAUGAACAUUUAGAAAGGGGAUGUAUGCCCUAAAGAGGAAAUAUUCUCUGAAACAUUCAAAUAACGGGUGCUCAUUUCUUUAUUUCUGCCUUCCCGAGAUUUCCAGGUCUAAUAUGUCUCUGCGUUUUUUUCAGGGUGCUCAUCAGGGAUUCAAAUAACUGCUUAAUAAGGUUCUAU
Molecule: messenger RNA, 5911 nt
Organism: Piliocolobus tephrosceles (Ugandan red Colobus)
Lineage: Eukaryota; Metazoa; Chordata; Mammalia; Primates; Cercopithecidae
Gene: ADAMTS20
Product: ADAM metallopeptidase with thrombospondin type 1 motif 20
Exons: 39
Coding region: 1-5739 (1912 amino acids)
Biological process (GO): extracellular matrix organization; proteolysis
Cellular component (GO): extracellular matrix
Molecular function (GO): zinc ion binding; metalloendopeptidase activity
Source: RefSeq, a predicted model, not a curated record